Molecule: messenger RNA, 939 nt
Organism: Amorphotheca resinae ATCC 22711
Lineage: Eukaryota; Fungi; Ascomycota; Leotiomycetes; Helotiales; Amorphothecaceae
Exons: 2
Coding region: 1-939 (312 amino acids)
Biological process (GO): transcription initiation at RNA polymerase II promoter; RNA polymerase II preinitiation complex assembly
Cellular component (GO): transcription factor TFIID complex; nucleus
Molecular function (GO): transcription coactivator activity; protein heterodimerization activity
Source: RefSeq, a predicted model, not a curated record
AUGGCGUCGCCACCGUACAACUACCAGUCCGCGAUCUCACCACCCUAUCCCUCUCACGCACCACUCCCACAACCAUCAAAGCGCCGCCAAUCCGAUAUGCCCUCGUCUGCGCCCUCAGUCAAGCGCCGCAAGGCAUCUAUGCUCUCCGCCAGCUCUGCAUCCUCCCAUCCUCUCCGUCAAACCUCCUUCCCGCCUGAGAGCGCCUCAAACCAGACAGCACGCUAUUCGCGCUCACCCAGCGUGGACACCACUAGUCUCGUCUCUGGCGUGUCCAGCACGAAGAAGAAACGCGGGCGCAAAGCAAAAGGCAAGGCAGAUGACGAUACCAGCGUUGUUGGGGAAAAGGCCAAGUCGGCGGUUUCGGGAACAAGCGGAAGAGGGCGAAGGCGCGCAAGUCGCGAAGCAAGCGCCGAGGAUGAGGAUGAAGAAGGUGGAGAGACGGCGGUCGCUAUGGUGGCUAGGACAGAUGAAGAGAAGAGAAAGGAGAACGAGCAUAAGGCCAUGCUGCUUAACGCUCUGGACCCUGAUCAGUUCUUGAGGUAUGAAGCAUGGAGAGCAAGUAAGCUGCCGGAUUCGACUGUUAGACGGAUCGUCAACCAAACACUCUCGCAGUCCGCGCCGCAAAGCGUGAUUCUAGCUGUGAAAUCCGUAGCGAAAGUUUUCAUCGGUGAGAUGAUCGAGGGUGCCAGACGAGUACAGACUCAGUGGAUGGAAUCAGACGAGGAGGCACGAAAUGUGCUUCCCAGUCCACCAGCAGACGGAGAAGAAGAGAAGAGGAGAGGGCCGCUGCUACCGGAUCAUUUAAGGGAGGCGUACAGGAGACAUAAGCUGGCGGGCGAGGGCGCCCUAGUUGGUCAGCUGGGUUUAUGGCAGCUGCAGCAGAGUAGCGGGGUGGAGCGAUUUGGAGUUAAGGCGCAUGGCAAGAGGCUUUUGAAGUAA